UUCGCGGGAAAUAUUCUAAUUUCCUUGAAAAAUAAUUGAAUUUGUUAGUAAAGUGCAUAAAAUCUGCUUAUUCUGAAUAAUUAUAAUAUGGUAAAUAAAUAUGAUUUUACAAGAACUAGAUAUAAAUAAGUUAUCGAAGCUAGUAUCACAACAAGUUUAUCAAGUAACUUGCAUUGAAUGCUGCAAGUUAUUUUCAAUACCUACCACAGCGAAAUGCGGCCACACCCUGUGUCACACUUGCUGGCGAGGGAGACACAAGUGCCCCACCUGUAGCGUAGACCAUGACAAGGCAUCUCUCAAGCUGAACCUGCCUUUGCAGAACCUCACUAAACAUGUUCUGAAACUUCAGGAAACAUUUGAAGACUUGUUUAAGAUAAAAUUGGAGGAAUGUCUGUUAGACUCACAUGAUGAAGUAGAACAAGAUCCAAGCAAAAAUGUAACUGACUGGCUGGCCUCUUCUCAAAACCAUUUUUCUAUGCCACCUACAAAUUCUGCACAGUUUACACAAGAUACAUCCGUGUAUGUCGAACAAGUUACGAGCCAUGCGCAAGUUCACAGUGAGAACAAAAAGAAACCUGUGCCCAUGGAGGUAGAAUAUGUACCCCCAAAAGAGCAGGACUGGGAUAGAAUUGAAGAAAUGCCUGAACCUGACAACAAUCACAAAAAUAAAGCAAAUAUAGUUGGUCCCAUGGACAUUGAAACAUUUGAUUACAUAAUAGAUGAUAAUGACAAGGAAUAUACCAAUGAAAAACCUCGCAGAAGUAUUAGAAACAAAGAGAACACUAGCAAUAACAAAUCUAAAGUUUCAAUUGACAUGGCUAUUAAUGCUAACUGCACUAGUACAAGUUCUAUGGAGACUAACAACAAGUCCAACAAAACUGUGAAGACUUGGAACAAUGUUAAAAAAAUGAAAAAGGACCUAAAUAAAGUUAAAAACAAUAAAAACAAAUUGAAUGUUUCUACUGAAAUGUGUAAAAAGACUCAAGGUAUUGCAAGAAAAGCGAAUGAGGCGGCCGACUCACAAGCCAUGUACAGCAUUGAUGACAAUACUCCUGAUAUUGCCACUGAAAAAACAAGUGUUGUUGAGAAAAAUGACUCUAAAAUUGUUGGUAAUGUUGUAAAAUCCAACCCCGAAAAUAAUGAUUCAAAUGUACCACAAAAAGAAGUUUAUCAAACAAGUGUACACUCUCACAGAAGUACAAAAGACAAUGACAAUGUAGAAAAAAAUAAAAGAAGCACGGAUAACAACAAUAUUGACAGGCCAAAUAAAAGCUUAAGCAAUUUAAGUAACCAGAACAAAUGUAAUAGUAGUGAUAAUAGAGUAAUAUUUAUAAAAAAGAGUACUUUUGUCGCUAAGAAUAAAUACAGUAAAGAAAACAUUGUUUUUGAUGGACAUAAUGUGCAAUGUGUAAAUACAGAUGACAUUGAAAUAACUAUUAAAGUUGGAAAUACAGUAGCCAAUAUACACAUUAAGAAGAAAGAUAAUGAUGUACAGCUAAAUAUACAAUCUGACAAAGAAGUUCAGACUUCCCUUAGAGAUGUAAGUGUUCAAAUGAAGAAACCAGAUUCAGUUGACAUACAAAUUGAAGAGAAAAUAUCACAAAACCAACAUAAUAUUAAAGUAAACAGCAUACACCAGUCACAGGGUACUACAAAAACUGACUUUAAUAAUAUAGAAAAGAAAUCAGCGUCAACCAAGAAGAAUACAGCAUCAGCUGACACUGCUACUGCUGAAAUAACUGCAAGUGUUGAGAAGGAGCUGUUUCAGACUAUGGAUAAAAAUACACAGCAAGAUUUAAAUACUACAGUCAAAUCAACAUCACAAGCUCUAAGAGAAGUAGAGCAGAAUGUAGCCGAACUAAAUGAUCUAGACAUAUUCGACAGCGAGUCAGUGAAGGAGGGAAAUGUUCAGCCUCUAAAAGAAACUAAAAAUACUCCAUCUGCUAUACUCGUACCUACAUACAAGAGUAGUAGAACUGUAAAGAGAAGUAGAGAUGAUAGUGAAAAUGAGAAGCCCAAUACUAAGAAAAGAAAAUCUAAUAAAAAGAUGGAUGUAGACACUAUUGAGGAGAAUUCUCUUUGUGAAGAUGUUCCAAAACCUAACACCUUGGAGUGUAGUGAGCUGGACAACUACAAUGAUAUCAUCAGUCAAGUGUUUGCUAACAUUGAUGCUGAUAUCAAUCAUAUGCAGAAGAGUAAUAACAAAACUGCCACACAAAAUGAAGGGAAUAACGUAAAAAGAAAUGAUAAUGUUAACACAACACAAAAAUACAGUGAAAACGUGUUUUCUGUUCUUGGAAAGGACAGCGUCGGACUUGAUAAUGAGAUUGAAAAACAGAAUGAAUCUCAGAAAAGCAUUGUAUGUGAGGAGAAAACAGAUAACACAAGCAAAAAAACUUCACCGCACAAUGUGUCAGACCUAGUAGUGCAGAGUACACCCAUGCAGGAGGACACACUCUCUGGCCAGAGUGUAGUUGAAGAAACACCACAGAAAAGUUCUUCCUUCACAAAAGCCAGAACAAGGGGCGACAGCGCCAAGAAUAAUUCCAAACUCAAUAUAAAUAGAAUUAACUCCAUCGAGAGACAUUCGCAGCGGAAAGGAAGUACGCAACGCGAAUCGAACGUGAUCACCUUGUGUGAUACAGUGGUCGACAUCAGCAAAGCCGCUGACGAAUCCAAGGGCCGACCAACGCUGGACACUCCGGUCACCAUCAACAAGUUUGUGGACCAAAUCAAGUACAAAUCUACGCCAGUCGCCAAAAAGUCCCUGGACUUCGAUGGAGAGAGUACAGAGGAGCAGACAUUCUGCUCCAGCUUUGUUGCAGCAAAGACCACGCAGGAGAAGGAGUUUAUGAGUAAAGCCUUCGAGCAGUCGUACUCGCCGUCGCGCACACUAGUUCAGAAGAAAAUGGCUAAGGACUUGAAGUACUGCAUCGCCGGGUCCUGCCUCUCGUCGCAGCAGCAGCUCAACCUCAAGAAACUGUGUGCGCUCAAGAAUUGGACCUUCACCGACAAGUAUACGAAGGACUUGACGCAUCUGGUAGUAGGAGUCGACGAGGAGAAUAAGGCACAGAGGUCAGUGAAGUUCAUGCUGGCGCUGUCUGCGGGGCGGUGGAUCGUGUCGUACGAGUGGGUCGCCAAGUGCCUGCAGACACAGAAUGUUGCUGACGAGGAGGAGUUCGAGGCGCUGGACGGCACGGGGGCGGCGGGCCCGCGGCGCGCGCGGCUGGCGGCGCGACCGCUCUUCGCCGGCCUCGCCUUCAUCACGCAUCCGCCCUUCACCGUGCUCACCGAGGACACGCUCAAGGAGAUGGUGGUGUCAGCGGGAGGCACGGUGGUGGAGGCGGCGUCGGGGGGCGGAGCGCCGCCGCUGCUGCUGGCGGAGCCCGAGCACACGCAGGAGGACCGCUUUCUGUGUAAGAAUAUUAUGACCCUAAAGAUCUGGCGAUGGAGCGCGGCGUGGUGCCGGUGAACUACGAGUGGGCGCUGAACUGCCUGGGCAGCUACACCCUCACCUCCGUCUACGAGCUGCUGCUGUGCCCGGCCUCGCUCCUGCCCAAGUCCAUAGACACGUGGCCGCCCGAGCUCAUCGCCAGGGACGACGAAUAAACUUUACAUACUGUUGAUACAAAUAAAAUAUAUUUUACAUUUUUUU
Molecule: messenger RNA, 3655 nt
Organism: Aricia agestis (brown argus)
Lineage: Eukaryota; Metazoa; Arthropoda; Insecta; Lepidoptera; Lycaenidae
Product: protein PFC0760c-like
Exons: 9
Coding region: 101-3472 (1123 amino acids)
Biological process (GO): negative regulation of fatty acid biosynthetic process; double-strand break repair via homologous recombination; positive regulation of transcription by RNA polymerase II
Cellular component (GO): BRCA1-A complex; plasma membrane; BRCA1-BARD1 complex
Molecular function (GO): ubiquitin-protein transferase activity
Source: RefSeq, a predicted model, not a curated record